Messenger RNA from Anarrhichthys ocellatus (wolf-eel), 4364 nucleotides. RefSeq names its product calmin a (gene clmna). Gene Ontology annotation, molecular function: actin filament binding. The transcript has 13 exons. The coding region runs from base 322 to 3735 and encodes 1137 amino acids. The record is from RefSeq and is a predicted model, not a curated record. Gene Ontology annotation, biological process: nuclear migration. NCBI's taxonomy places the organism in Eukaryota, Metazoa, Chordata, Actinopteri, Perciformes, Anarhichadidae. Gene Ontology annotation, cellular component: nuclear outer membrane; cytoplasm; meiotic nuclear membrane microtubule tethering complex.
AGAGAGAGAGGGGGGGGCGGGCGGGCACUGGAUCAGCGCCAUCCCACCUCGGAAAUACCAACCAGGUGCUGCAGCUCCUUCCUGCCCUAUUCUUUGCUCCUCCCCUCGGGCUUUCCUCACGGAGCUCCAUCGUUGCGAUGUGACGGAGAGAAAACCCGCAGUGAACACCAGCGAUGUCCAGCCAGUGAGUGAGACAGUGAGACCCUCAGCCUCUGUCAGCUCCCCGGGCUCGCAUGGCUCUCGGUCAGACGGCCGGACAAUUCUCCUCCGCUCUUUAGUGCUCCUGCCCAGGAUCCCCGCAGCAACUCUCCGCCGCUCCAGAUGGCUGGACACGAGUGGGAGGACUGGUUCGAACGUGAGGAAUUCAUCGGGCAGAUCAGCGACAUCCGAGUGCAGAACCUGCAAGUGGAAAGAGAGCUGGUUCAGAAGAGGACCUUCACCCGAUGGAUGAACCUACAUUUAGAAAAGUGUGACCCGCCCAUUGAGGUCCAUGACCUUUUCCGGGACAUACAGGAUGGGCACAUCCUCAUGGCCCUGCUGGGAGAACUCUCCGGCUGCAAGCUGCUUCACGGGUUCAAGAGGUCCUCCCAUCGUAUUUUCAGACUCAACAACAUCGCCAAGGUCCUGUCUUUCCUGGAGGAAAGAAACGUGAAGCUAGUCAGUAUCGAUGCAGCCGACGUCGCUGAUGGAAACUCCUCUAUUGUCUUGGGACUGAUCUGGAACAUCAUCCUCUUCUUCCAGAUUAAGGAGCUUACUGGGAACAUCAGGAGCCAGUUCCCCUCUUCCUCCAGCCUUUCGUCCAUCCCCACCAGCUCUGACUCCGACACGUCCUACUGCAGCACGCCGUCAGAUGAGAGACAGUCGGCAUCCAUGGCCAUGCGAGAACACAGCAAGGCCAUCAAAAAGCUGCUACAGUGGGUGCAGAAGCGAACACGCAAGUAUAGUGUGGCAGUGAAGGACUUUGGGAAGAGCUGGACAAGUGGUCUGGCCUUCUUGGCUGUCAUUAAGUCCAUUGACCCCAGCCUGGUGGACAUGAGGAAGGCACUGCUGAGGACCGCCAAGGAGAAUCUGGAGGACGGCUUCAGAAUAGCCCACUACAGCCUGGGUAUCCCACGCUUACUGGAGCCUGAGGAUGUGACUAUCAAUGCACCAGAUGAGCAAUCCAUCAUGACGUAUGUGUCACAGUUCCUGGAGCACUUCCCUGGCAUAGAGGAACCGGAGGAGCCCGUCCAGCUGAUCGAACGAAGUGUCUCCAUGAGCCGACUGAACUUCCACGACAGUGACUCCAACCACAUAAGGAAUAGCAUCCACCGAAGCAGAGUGAAGGAGAGGUCCUACAUGUUCCAGAGGCUCUGUACCCAACCGCCACCCAAAAUCUUAAUUUCCUCUGUGUCAGAGGAUCGGAGCGCCAUGUCACCCACCUUUAGGCCGGCUGCAGCUCGCUCGUGGUCCAGUGAAGACAUCUUAGCAGAUCCCCCCCACAUGGAAGACAUCUCCAGCAGUGCGGUUGAAGACCCCAAAGGAUCUGCUAGUGAGGUCCCUAACAACUCAACCUCUAACUCCCCACAAUUGUCUUACACUCACUCGCCCACAGGCUCAUCAAUGCCUGACUCUGUAACCACUGAGUCAAUAAUUGGCGACUCGGCAAUCAGCUCACCGGACUCCUGGGUGGAGAGCGAGUUUGGGGUGAUGCCAGAGAAGUUUUGUGAAAGCCGAAGUGACAGUUCUUUGUGUGGCAGUGGAACAGCCUGGGAUGUGUAUCGUGCCACCCCUGUGGAGGUCACUACUGUUGAUGAAGGAUGUGUCCUAUCCAUGGAGGAUAGAGCCCCUGAUGAGCAGGCUAUUACUGAGUCGUGUAUCGAUGAAGGAAUUUACUCACUGAGCUCAUUGGAGAGCACCCAGGAGAAAAGUCGAGGGCAUUUUGAGAAAAAACAAACGGAAGUAGUGAAAGAGAAAGAGGUGAACCUUGAGAAGUACAACCAGGACAUAGCGCUAGAACAGGUACCUGAUCAUAGCAAAGCUGAGAUUACAGAAGAUGUAGAGUCUAAACAGACCGAUACAAGUCAGAGCAGAGAGCAAAAACCUUCUUUAGGACUGUGCAAUGCAGAGGAACUGACCAACUCAGGGGGGGAAAAUCUCUAUGAAACUGAUCAAUCUAACCAAUCGCAACUAAACAAAACCAGUGUUGAAGAGAGAACUGCGGUCUUCAUUGGGGGUGCAAGGGACCUGAAAGAACAAAUUGCUGGUCAAACUGAAAGUCAGAAUGAGAGAGAUAACUGUGAGGAGUUUGAAGUGGAAACUGGAUGUCAGGAAAAAGACUCUUUGUCCGAGGUGACAAGAGGGGAGUCAAGAGAAGAGUCUGUGAUUUUAAAGGAAAGGGGUGACGAUGUUGAAGAAACACAAGAUGAAGCAAGUGAAGGAGUUCUAAGAGACGACCUACAUGCUCAAAAAAGCUUUAGCUCAGAGACACAUCCAACCAACCAAGACAGAGCUUCAGAAACAAGUCUGGACCCAAGCCCUGGCAUAAAUGUCCCUCUGAUCUCUGCUUCCAGUGAGCCAGAACAACAGGAUGCAGAGGGAAUAUGUGACCCAGAAAGACAAGCUCAUGCUGGGCACGAUGAUGUACAUCAGCCAGAGGGAACUGACACAGAUGUCAACUGCCCUCAAAAUCGACAUGAAUUGAGCAGUGACUCCAAUGACUAUGUUGAGAUUCCAUCCUGUCUGGUAUCAGAACAUGAUAAAUCAACAGCUUCAGAUCAAAUAAAUGACAUAGAAAGCAGACAUUUGGAUGAACAUGACACCAGCAGAUCACUGAAUUCAGACAUAAGCGAGCCAGACACGAGAGGUAAAAUGGCUAUAAGUGAAGCCAAACAGGAAUGUGAGAGUCCCCACCAUGACUCUCAGACAGGUAAAACUGAGAAGGACUCGACUUCUCAGACUUCCUCUCCGGAUGCGACAUCUCAACCUGUGAAUACUGAGCAGGAAAUAGAUUCAACUGAUCAACAGGAUGGACACAAGAGUUAUACAGACAUUGAUCAAAGUCCUCACACAGAGGAUGUAGUUGGUGACUCCAUCGAACCCAUGGAUCUGUUCUACCCUGACAAAGAGGAGCCCAUGUUUGUAGAGCCACCCGAUACUGAAAUGCAGAGUUGGCCUUCAGUUUUGAGUGUAUCUGCUCUCCAGCCAGCUCCUGCUUCAGAGACUCAACCUGACCAACCCCUCAGCCUGCUGGGUGAAGACUUCAGGAAUGGAGUGGAUUCGAUACAAGAGAAUGACAAGGUGAUCACAAAGACCAACCAGGAGACUCACAGAGCAUCUCAAUCCCAGGAUCUCUGUUUGUUGCCCGGGGAGAAGACAGGAGGACUCUGGGGUGAUGAUGCUCCAGCAGACGGCAAUGAUCUCAGUGAGGCCGAGCAGCAGAGCUCAGGCUCUGCCAGGGAAAACACAGAGCCUGUGAGGAGUGACAGUAAAAGUUCCAGCAGACAGGAUGAAAGCCAGAUCCCUCCAGUUCUCCGUCACAGAAAGGGGGCUCGCUUCACCGAGUCCACGGACAAUCAGACAGCUGUCACUGCAGCGACCAGAAGAGCUGACAACGGUGACUCUGAUUCUUGGUGCAGUGAGAGCUGGGAGCUCUACGUGCUGCUGCUGCUCUGGCUGCUGCUCUACUGCUUCUGGCUGCUGCCACAGAUGGACCUGAAGACACUGCCCAGCCUGCUGCUGAACCUCGAUCCCUGAACACACACUCACUCACAAAUACACACACACACACACACACACACACACACACACACACGCACAGGGGCGAAAAAUAGAAUUUUGUCAAUUACAUAAAAAUGUAAUGCACCACCACCAAAACCAACACACACACAUACAGCUCAACUGCCACUCCUCUUUCCUCUCCAUCACACUGACUGUACUCCAGACCAAGUGAAGGCAUUUAAGAUGUGUAUUUCAAACUAUAGAGCUUCGUUUUAGCUUUUUGCUUUUUAGCUUUCGAUGUGGUUUGAAGUGAUCUGUAUUACAAUGUAUUCGGGCCACUGCUAGGGAAAUAUGAAGAGAUUUUGAGGAAUAACUCAUAUUUUUUGAAUAAAAUUGUAAUUUUACAAGAUAAAAAGUCAUAAUAUAUCGAGAAUAAAGUUGUACGAUUUGGAGAGUUAAGUUGUAAACUUACAGAUAAAAGUCGCAUUAAAAGAAAAACUACAAAUCAGGCUGUAAUUUCAUGAGGAAAGUAUUUUGAGAUACGUUAGUGUUAUUAAAAUAAAUGUACAAUUAUUUUUGUGUAUUUUUUAUUCAUUUGAAUACAAACAAAUAUUAUGAACUUAGUUAUAAGAUAUCCAAAGACCGUAAUAAAUAACCAGAACCAA